GACAACCAAUGAAGAGGAACUGUCAAACAACAUGCCAGUUAGAAAAAAUUAUACCAAAGAUAGUUUCAUUCGGGUAUAAAAACUACGAGGUGGUCAACAAAAAAUGAAUUGCAGUAUGCAAAACAUGCGGGUCGAAGAUUACAGACAGAGACGCAACAACUUCCAACUUCGUUCAACAUUUGAAGUUGCACAAAGAAUGAUUUGAAGAAUACCAGAUGAACAAAAGCAUCACAAAUGAAGCACAACAGCCUUCAAUCUCACAAUUCCUGGACAAUCGUGUCAGGCAUUACAGCAUGAGUCAUCCACAGCAGAAAGCUAUCACCAAUGCAAUACUGUCCGACCUGAUUAUUGAUUGCAACUUGCCCCUGUCUAUUGUGGAAAAUGAGUUUUAGGCACUUUCUGACAGUACUUGACAGCAAGUACAUCCCAGUGUGUCGCAGAACACUGACAUCAAAAACAGAGAACCUCGCUGAAGAGAGACGUUCAAAAUUAAAAACUCUAUUGAGCAACACUGACUAUGUUUCAGUCACUGUGGACAUUUGGUCUGACUGAAAGAUGAGGGGAUUCCUGGGUGUCACUGUGCACUGGAUAGAGAAAGGGGCAGAGAGGAUACAGCUGAAGUCCAAUCUCUUGGCCUGUGAGUGCUUCAAAGGCUCACACACAGCUGAAAGAAUCUGUGACCAAUUUGAGUCAAUAUGUGAUGAAUACAACAUUAAAGAUAAACUGGACUACAUUAUUCGUGAUAAUGCUGCUAACAUGCAAAAAGCAUUUACUGUGUGCUUCCCCAGUGAACAAGAGGAUGACGAUGAUGGAGAUCAUCUUGAUGACCCUGAGCUCUGGUGUGACUUAACCCUGGAAGAUCAGCAAACAGUAGAUGUUGCUAUGGCAAAGAAACAGUGCUUGCAGUGUUUUGUGCACACUUUUCAGCUGGUGGUGGGAGACGGUUUGAAAGAAACAAAUGUGGUAUCUCCUUCUCUUUCAAAGUUAUCAAAACUCAGCUCACUGCUGCACACAAGCACAACAUUCAAAGAUGUGUUUGAUGCUGAAUUUGGGGAACAGAAAGGCAUCCCUGCUGCAGUUAACACAAGAUGGAACUCAACACUGAGGCAAAUGAAGGCAGUUCUCCAGUGCAAUCAUCUAAAGCUCUGUGCUGUUCUAGAAAAGGCUGGGCACAGGAGGUUGUCAUUCACAGCACAGGAGUGGAAUCUGUUGAAGGAGUUGGUGGACAUCUUGAAGCCAUUUGGAGAAGCAACUGAUUUGACAUGGGGGAGAAGGUCAUCACAAUCAGUGUUGUUGUUCCAUCCAUCUUGUCCCUCAGCCACCACCUUGAGAAGCUGAAGCCUCAAGUCUGUUUCCUGAGCAGCCUGGUCAGAAGUCUCCAGGCAUCCCUGAACAGAAGAUUUCUUGGAAUCUUCAUCAACAUGAAAAUGGCCAGGACACAAGAUGGGGUCACUGCUCCCUUUUCAGAUCCAAUCUACCUCAAAGCAGCUGCCUUGGAUCCAGCCUCUUCUCUGUUGUGGGUGGAGCCCCAUGUGCUGGUCAAUCGUGACGUCAAGGCAGAGGUGGCACAACAAGUUAAAGAAUUGAUCCUGCAAGAUGCUGCAGAGACUGAGCAACCUGUGCCUUUUGUUGAUGAAGAAGAGCAAGAGGACCUCAGAGAAGGAGAAGGGCUGUUUGCUGCAUACCAUAAGAGGCAGAAGAAGGAUGUUGGGACUACUCCAUCACUACAGCUAAGUCACUACCUUGACAUAGCCGAAGGACAGAACGCCCUUUUGUUCUGGGCAUUGAACAUGAAGACUCUUCCUUCACUGUUCCGAGUGGCCAUCAGAGUCUUGGCAGUGCCUGCCUCCAGUGCUCCAGUGGAGCGAGUUUUCAGCCAUGGUGGCAUCAUACUACAUCCCCAUCUUGCACAAAUGACUGACAGACUUUUGGCCAAUUUGGUCUUUUGCAAAUGCAAUGCAGCAUAGGGCUCUGACAUAUAAAAAGCACAACCCUGUUCAUUGUUAUGUUCAUGUAUUUGUUAUGUUUCUCACAUGUACACACACACACACACACACACACACACACACAGACAAUAUGAGAUGAGAUAAGUACAGGACAGGACAAACUGCUGUGGAACUAGUUGAAAUGCAAUAUGCCAUGGAAAUACAAUGUUAGCACUUUUGUACAAAUAAUUACAGUUGCACUUGUUUUUUCAAAUGUGUUUAUUCUGUAAAGGAGUGGUUUAAAAUGAAGAAUAUUCUUACAAAA
This is a messenger RNA of Neoarius graeffei (lesser salmon catfish), 2250 nucleotides long. RefSeq lists its product as uncharacterized. The record is from RefSeq and is a predicted model, not a curated record. Gene Ontology annotation, molecular function: protein dimerization activity. The transcript has 3 exons. Lineage: Eukaryota; Metazoa; Chordata; Actinopteri; Siluriformes; Ariidae. Bases 1263 to 1967 code for a protein of 234 amino acids.